Messenger RNA from Archocentrus centrarchus (flier cichlid), 1099 nucleotides. RefSeq lists its product as uncharacterized. The record is from RefSeq and is a predicted model, not a curated record. The transcript has 3 exons. Lineage: Eukaryota; Metazoa; Chordata; Actinopteri; Cichliformes; Cichlidae. Bases 68 to 1099 code for a protein of 343 amino acids.
GAUAAAUAGAGCUGAAGGUCUGUGAAACGCCACUUUUCUGCAUUUGUGCCACGGAUUCAUUUGGAGGAUGGAGGCUCCGGCUUUUUACAAACACGGACCAAAACGGCCUGCACCAAAGGGCAAGAUGCCGUCUCCACAGAUAAAACGGAAAAAAACAUCAACAGUGCCGCCAAAGAAGACUGUUCGCUUGGUGAAGAAGAAAGCAGCUUCCACCAUUUGCGUUGAGACAGGAGUGGGCCCAGUCAGCACCUGGAAACAGCAGUAUGUCCAUGAACUUUCCAGCUUAAGAAAACGACUGGGUGCCAUUGAGGCACAGCUUGAACACUCUAACGGGCCUGCGCCUGCACCGCCGGUGGAGUGCGAAGGAUGUGCCACGUUAAGGGCUACUUUGGACAGCGUUAUGGAAAGACUGACCGCUUUGGAAACACAUCCGCCCGAGAGUAUCAGGCGUCAGCUUUUUUCAAAUGCAGGCUCUCCUGUGCAGAGAGAAGAGGCCCUUUCGACACCACAGUCUAUAGGGGACCGCCGGCGUACUCUCUCAGUCCCCUCUCCACCUUCAUCAGUAAACACAACACCAGCCAGAGAGGACGAACCUACCAUCCCGUCCUCAACGAACACCGGGUCCAUUACGCCAGCACGAUGGCUUUACCUUUCCAUCGCUUCCCCACCGUCUCAAGAGAGAACCCCAGUGCCACCCAGGGAGGGCCCGGGGAGCAUCCCACCAUUGGUUCCAACACCGCCUACACCGGCCACACAACUCCCCAGCGGGAGGGCUCUGACCGCCGAGCGCGACGAGGAGUUUUAUAAAGACUGCUUUCUGCGCGGUGAAUAUCGCCCUGAAAAUUAUGCCGCUAAUGUUUUCAUGGCUAUAACGCCAUUUGAAACAUAUCAGAGCUGGGCAAAGAGGGUCAACUGGAGCGGAACAAACGGGAAGGAUGAGUUGCCACGGCAGGUCAAGGAGAAGGUUGUCUGUUGUGUACAGCAGAGAUUUCCAGACCUGUCCGGGCAACAAUGGCACAACAUUAGAAGGAGGAUAAAUGAGAGACUCAGGAGUCCCCGAAAGCUGGACCCAGCAAGACAGCGUCUGGGAUUUUUAUAA